This is a messenger RNA of Venturia canescens, 3352 nucleotides long. It is a transcript of the gene Arv1, whose product is annotated as ACAT-related protein required for viability 1. NCBI's taxonomy places the organism in Eukaryota, Metazoa, Arthropoda, Insecta, Hymenoptera, Ichneumonidae. Gene Ontology annotation, cellular component: cortical endoplasmic reticulum; Golgi apparatus. The record is from RefSeq and is a predicted model, not a curated record. Gene Ontology annotation, biological process: sterol metabolic process; regulation of plasma membrane sterol distribution; sphingolipid metabolic process. The transcript has 5 exons. The coding region runs from base 2549 to 3289 and encodes 246 amino acids.
AGAAGGAACAAUGUUGCUCUGUGCUGGUGGCGCGGUUCGCCACAGUAUCUAUUUCACGAACGAAUCUAAAUUAAACGCAUAGUUGCACACCUGAUGGCUAUCACAUCGUUGGGGCCCCCUUUUUCGAGAGGAUAUUCUUUCGAGCUUGGCAAAAAUAUCCCUACAGAGAGGCUCCUCUGGUACCUGCCCCUUCAUUGUUGCCUUUGCUCUUAUACCAGUGUAUUGUAUCUCGAGCAAAUCUCCCGCAGUCCAAUAACAACAAUGUAAUUGAUACUGGACGGGUCUAUCUUUUAAACGGGGAGAAUCGUAUCUGUGCGAAGCAUAAACUUCGCCAAAGGGCGCUACCGCAUUUUUGUUUUUCAAAAAGAAAGAGCCCGGAAAGGGGCGCGGGGACAACGAAGCCAGAUGUCCCGAACGCAGAGAGGCUUGCCUAAUCGAAAAGCCACAGGGGUCAUCUCUGUAAUCCGGUAAUACGUCUGUCCGUACCGAAUGUAAAUAUUGAAUAAGAGCUCCCUCUUCGAACACAAAUUCAGCUUAAAGGAGACUUUUUUCUCUUGUUUUUCUCGACCCUAAGUACGGCUAAUGUUUCAAUAUGUAUACGAUCUUUAUUAUAUGAUUCUAUCGAAGAUCCGAGCACGCGAUACACACUCGUAUUAUUAAGCUUUAGAAACAUGGGAGAUUUACGCAGCUCUAUAUAACGUUAAGCAGUCCAAUGUUUAUAGGGAUGUGGGAAAUAAGGCUUUCAAUUAUUCAAUAUGCAAUUAAUAUAGAGAAUUUGGAAUGACAUUGAGCAUCUUCAACAACUUUUAUUAAGAGACGCGGUAGCGGCUCGACGCCAAGUAUUAAAAGGAUAAUAUUUUCAAGCUCUGUUUAUUCAUGAAAUUUGUCUCUUUUAUUUUCGUACUAGCUUUUCGAAUCAUUUAUAAAUAUAUAUUUUUGGUAAAUAUUAUAGGGAAGUCAACCAAUCUCGAGUAAAGAUACACGGCCACUCUGUCCAUAAAAUUUUUCUUUUUAAUACUUGACGUCAAGACAAGUCAAGACGCUGCCGCGUCUCUAAAUAAAAGAGCCACUAUUGGUUGGCAUCAUUAGACAUGUCUAUAAACUGAUAGAAAAGGAAAAGACACUCUGUCACGAUUUCUCAGGAAAAUGGCUCUUCUAAAUAUUUACCAAAUUUUGUACAUAUAUCGAGCAUUUUAAAUGUUUAUUAUCGUUAUUUCACUGAAAUACUCGAGUUCUAUAAACUGUUUACAUUCGAUGCCAUGGAUAUGACACAGAAGAACAGAUAUUUUCGUUUUAUGGUUAUUGUAAUUUGAUAAUCGAAAUGAAUUUUUAUUUUUGUAUAAGUGUAACUCGUAAAUGGGAAACAGUUCUAAAUCAAGAUAGAAACAAACCGCACUCUUCGAAAAACCUUUCCACGCUCGAUUUCCUCAGCAUAAGAGAACGAGAAACCAAUUAUCGAGUAAUGGUCGGAAUCGACCGUUUUUCACACACCUGCUUUUCUUUGCCGUUAGAAAGAAACAAUGUAUACAAACGUGCGUGAACAUCAGUCGUGUCUCCGGCUGUAUCCAAUUUUAUUUCGUUAUAGAAAUUACUCUUUCCAUUGCUAAUGAAACUCAUCUCUAUAAAGCAGCACUACAUGCUUAUCAUAUUUUCGAUUAGGCUUCUAAGGAAUUUUUCGAAAAAUUUAAUUACCCACAAUGCCGUUGCAAAAAUGUCAAAAAGGUCAUUUUUUUUUCAUUUUCUCGCGAAUAAUCGAGUUUUUCAGGCAUAGUCAGUAAUUUUUGAUUGAGACGGAGAGAUGGGAAGCAAAAGGUAGAAAAAGAAAAGAUUCACUCAAAAAUAUUUAAAAAUAAAAUUGAUACGUCUGCUCAUGACCGAAAAAAUACUGCACAAUUUUUAUAAGCCUCAUAAUAUGACAAAAAAAUGUAUAACUUUAUUAUUAAUGUAUAAAUUGUAAAUUUCAUGCAAUAAAACGAGCAUACAAGUUUGAAUGAUGCACAGAUAUGCGUAGAUAUAUGCAAACAAAAAACUUCGAGAGUGUUCGUUUUGACUUUAUUGAGAAAGUGAACUUCGCGUCGUGUAGUUCCGUAAUGUCACGUGUCAUUAAAAUUUCUCAAUAUGAAAUUGGUAUAAAUGAAAACACUCAUCGGAAAAAUGGGAAAAGAUAACCGGGCUCGUGUGAAAUUGAUAUUUAAUACUUAUCAAUAUCAACAGUAAGAAAAAAUCGGUAGGAAACAGAUAUUAUAGGUUAGGUUCCCGCGCUGAAUCGCUGAAUGCACAAAAACAAACAAUACAAGUUUCUCCAGGAAAAUUUCAGAAUAAAGAUCUUGAAUAGGAAACACGUCCACGAAGGUGUGACCGACCUCUCACAUCUCCCCACUGGUCCCGCGCUGUCCAAUCAUUUGGUAUACUUUCUCUUAACUGUAAAAGUGGGAGAUGGAAGUCGUCAAACAACGUGCAGUAUAGCGAGAGACUCUCCAAUACAAUCAUUUUGUCUAGACUCCAGUACUUUUCCUCUCCCGGCAAUUAAUACGACUAAUCGUAUAAUAUGUAUACAUGCAUAAAUUGCGGUGUAGAAGUUGAGGAGCUCUACAGACGUUACAGUCCCAGUGUUCUCAAAGUUUUGAAAUGUACGAAAUGCGGAAGUUUGGCGGACAAGUACAUAGAGUACGAUCCGGUGAUAGUACUGGUGGAUCUGGUUCUGCUGGAGAAGCCGGCGUACAGACACCUUUUGUACAACAGCGGUUUUCAGGCGUAUUGGAAACUCAUGGUGGUAUUAUUGCUGAGUGAAUCAUUCAGAGUAUGGUCGACUUACGACCGAGAAAAUGAGGGUGGAAGUGUGGCGCAUUUGGAUCGUUUGAAGAACGACAUAUUCGACGGCGAGCGAAGUUUUUACAUAUUAUUGGCGCAAACGGGACUCUCUCUGGGUGCAUUUGUGUGUGCGGUGACAAUUGGGACGGAAAUAAGAUGGAUGAUUUUGAAUCGUCGUCCUCACAAGUACAAAGCUUCCGAUCUCGUGCGGGCCUUGACGGUUGGCGGUUGUGCCAAAUUAUUGGGGCUACUGGGCCUGGUAUGGGAGCACGUGGCCCACGACCCUCACUACGCUCUGAUACACGGCUAUACGAUGCUCUGUCUCCUCACCGCUUACUCGGUCGUAUGCGAGAGCGGAAGGGGCGGAUCCCUGAUUGGACUUGCCGGAGGAUUUUUGGCUCACGAUUACGUUUCUAACAGCGUGUCUUGGUUGCUACAAGCUACGCCUAAUAUCACACUUAUACAGAACGGAACAUAGCGAUAACAACGAUUCAUUAUUGUUUAUAAUUACUAUAAUAAUAAAACGAGUAUUGUUAAUUAA